AUGUACAAGCUUCUCACUGUUUCCCUUCUGGCCACUGCCGCCCUUGCGGCAGGCCACAACAAUCUCAUUGCCCGCCAGGUUUCCAGCUGUGAAUCGCACACUGGCUACAAGACCUGCAAGUCCGCUUGCAUCCCCGAGAGCUACAGCUGCUGCGCCAUUGGCGAGGGCGGUUGUGAGCCAGGCACCUACUGCACCACCGAUGGCUGCUGCCCCAACGGUGAGAUCUGCUCUGGGGGUGGUGGUACCUCGACCGGAACCUUGACCGACACCAUCACCAACACCUUGACCAACACUAUUACCAACACUCUGACAAACACCCUCACCGAGACCGCGACCACGACGCCUACUACCACUGAGGAAACCACUUCCACGUCCACCUCUACCCCUACCUCUACCUCCACUACUACUUCUACUUCUACCUCUACCUCUACUACUACGUCAACCUCGACCACGACCUCUCAACCUGUCAUCCCCACCCAGCCCACCGUCACCUCUCCCAGCUCCACUCCAAGCGGGACACCGUCGCCCUCUGGCCCCGGAGGUCAGGGCUCCUCCACCACCAGCACUUCCUUCCCUCUGUUCACUGGUGGCGCGUCCAGUCUGAACGCCGGCCUGGGUGCCGUGGCCGGUCUGAUUGCGGGAGCUGCUCUCCUGUAA
Molecule: messenger RNA, 657 nt
Organism: Aspergillus pseudoviridinutans
Lineage: Eukaryota; Fungi; Ascomycota; Eurotiomycetes; Eurotiales; Aspergillaceae
Product: GPI anchored serine-threonine rich protein
Exons: 1
Coding region: 1-657 (218 amino acids)
Source: RefSeq, a predicted model, not a curated record